Molecule: messenger RNA, 7322 nt
Organism: Achroia grisella
Lineage: Eukaryota; Metazoa; Arthropoda; Insecta; Lepidoptera; Pyralidae
Gene: rictor
Product: rapamycin-insensitive companion of mTOR
Exons: 25
Coding region: 155-5602 (1815 amino acids)
Biological process (GO): positive regulation of phosphatidylinositol 3-kinase/protein kinase B signal transduction; TORC2 signaling
Cellular component (GO): TORC2 complex
Molecular function (GO): protein serine/threonine kinase activator activity
Source: RefSeq, a predicted model, not a curated record
GUAGGAAAACAGGGUUGCAUUUAACAUAUUUUUGACCUGUCUCUUUAAUUUAUUUAUUGUUUAUUAUAUGAUACUCAUGUCUUUUUGAAUUAUCAUACCCUAAAAUCUUAAUUAGUAGAUAAACCCGACGUUUUGAAUGUGAAAAAAUGAUAUAAUGGCCACUCAUGAAAAUUGGUUGAGUCGUAGGAAAGAUAAACACAGUCGAAAUUUAUAUAAAUUAGAUACAAAUAAAAGUAAUGAAGAAAAUAUUAAAGAUAUCCUAAGGGGAUUAUAUUUGAAGAAACCAUUCCAUAAUGAUAUAUCGCCUACUAAAAAGAAUAUGCCAACAGAAGUCAAAACUGGGCUGAAAAGUAUGCAAAGGAGCAGUACUGAAAGUUACAGCUUGUGUUUGUCCUACUUAAAUGCCUUAGUCACACUUUUGUGUAAAGAAGACAGGAAUAACUUGGGGUUUACAACUGAUGAAUUGAUGACAUGUAUCCGUGUAAGUUUGGUAGAUGAGUCAAUGGUUAUAAGGGCAACGGCAUUAAGAGUGUUGCGAUAUUUAAUAAAAACAGAGAGUGAUGUUGCAACAUUUAACAAUUUGAAGCUGUCUUAUCUUGUUACAAGGUCCAUGGAUUUAAUGUUGCGUAACGAAGAUGAGAGAGCCCAGGCACUUCGUGUAGUCCGUCGUAUAAUCGCAGUAGUUGGGCCAACUGGACAAGUAGCACAGCAACCUCGCGGCGCUUAUAUUGAUCAAGGUUUACUACGGUGUCUUGCCGCCGUUGCGCGUGCUGGAAGCUCGGGUGACGGUGCUGGUGACAGACUAUCUAGACCUGCUGUUGCCACUUUAGCUGAAAUAUGUGUGUUAAAUCCAGAUUUAUUUAUAUCAUGCGGGGGAGUAACUGCUGUGACCAGACAACUGGCCGAGUGUGCAACGCCUAGAAUGGCUGAGGCAUUAUGCGGGGUAUUAUUGCAUACGCUUAAUGACCCAGCAUCUCGAAUUUCUGCACGAAUCGACUUGACCUUUCUCAGUUCUCCAUACUGUGAUUUUCAUUUUCGGCCUGCAGGAACUGAUUCAAAUAGAGAUGAACGCGAAAUGCGUUUCACAUGUAGUCGAUUAGCAUUGUUGUGCGUAUUACGGAGUUGGCCGGGUUUGCUCCACUUCUGUCACCCUCACAGUUCGGGUGGGCUUCGUGCGCUAGUUGCUGCAUUAUAUCUGCCGCGGCUAGAGGUCCGAAAAGCUAUACUCGAUUUGCUCUAUGAAUUAGUUGGAUUGCCACAGCCAGAGUGGACAGAUGAAAUUUCUGUAGCUUUGGAUGCUGUAGAUCCAUCAGAUUUUCAAGAUUCUUGGCGACUAAACGAGGGUUUUGUUGCUGCUGAAGGGACUGCCAUAUUACCUCAUCUUAGCGCUACUGGACCUGAUAUAACAGAAAUUCACCUAGCUCUAUUACUUCAGUGCUUCUUAGAGGCUGGAUUAUUAGAUGGAUUAGCUGAAGUGAUAGUUACAAGCGAUACAUUUAUAUCAGUUAGGGCGACCGUCCUAUUAGGGCAACUACUGCAUUUAAUACACCUAUUUCUACCUCCUCAAUUAUGUAAUAUAACUCCUGCACUUCCUUUGCUGAUGGCUCAGGCAUCGGCAGGCAAACCUCAAGCACUAGCCGCUGUUGCGGCAUUGCGCAGACUACAUGCCAUGCUCGAAGCCCGACCAGCCAGCAGCAGUUUGUUCCUAGACCACAUUUUACAGUAUUGUAAUGGUGCAUUUAAAGAAAGAACCGAGGACUCUACUAAAAGUCGAAAAGAGAAAGAUAAUGCCAAUAUGGCGAAACCUAAACAAGAGAUUACCUUGCAAAAAGAAAGUAGUAUAGAAUUUUUGAAUGAGUCAGAUAACGAAAAUGAGCCAAAACAAAGACAUAGCGUCGGCUCUCGGGCCGAUGUCGCGAACAGGAAUGUGAGUGCGUUAGUGAAAAGCAAAAGUGUUAGUUCACGGACUAGUGCAGCAGUGAGCAAAGUAACCAAGUCGGCGAAGUUUUUUAAUUUGUUCGAAACUGAUAGCGACAGUUUAAUUCGUUGUUCAUUAGUAAUGCAGAACAAAGACGGAAAUACUUGGGACUGGGAAAUAAUAAGGACGAUAUUGAAGGAGAGCGAGAGCGGGCACGUGUUGAACCUGAACGAGAGCGGUCACAAGGCGUGGGCGGCGCGCAUCGUGAGCUACCUGAAGCCGUCGUCCAACAAGUACUCGCACGCGGACCUGUCGCCGGCCGGCCACGGACACGCCGCCACCCGCGCCGGCUGCCACCUCGUGCGCCGCCUGCUUGCACAUCGCGACGCUGAUUCUCAGAAGUUAUUGGAAGACUUGUUUAUGGACGUAAGCCGCCAGAUAGAGGCAAUAGAGACUGGAACGAAAGCUCACGGCUGCUUGUUUAGCCCGCAACAUAUGUGCAAUACAAUGUGCCAAAUGUAUUUUCUAUUCAUUGGACAACUUUGCCACUCACCUAAUGGACUCCGUUUAUUUAAACAGACGAGAUUAUAUGAAAAUCUCCUAGAUUUGUCAACUAAGACGCAUCACACCUGUUAUGUGCAGUUAGUGAUAUCGAGUCUUGACUACACUUUGGAUUCCUACCCACGCGAUAUUCUUGCCAAAACACUCACGUGCGGAAUUCAAGCCUCAAGGUUGUACGCAACACAGUUUCUAAAUGUACUCUUACGUGCCUCGCGGAAAUCUCGAGAGUUAGUACGAAGAAAGUCCAAGUUAAAGAAAAAUAUUAUUCAGGAACAUUUGAAAUCUAACAGAGAAGAUGUUGAUAGUUAUGGCGUGGAUAUGGAUACUUGGAUAUUGCAAAUGUUGGUCGGACAGGUGAAAGAUGAUUAUAAGCCCGUAGUGAAAUGCGCUCUUGCCAUUCUAGAAGAAGCCUACAGUGUGCCUACAUAUUUUGAUAAGCUGAUAACGAUGAAGGAAACGCUCUGUCAAAAUUGUCGGUUGGAUAAGAAUAUGGAUCCAUCAACGUACGACUUCUCAGCUGUCGGCGACAGAGGCUACCUACUGUGGCUCGGGCUGGAAGUGGCGGCUGCCUCGCAUACAUCCGAUCCUAAAUCGAUGACGUUUCUGAAGAAACAUCUGGAAUUUUGGACAAAAUCAUAUAAUUAUAGAUACGUGCGGCUGGUGGAGACGGGCGUGCACGAGGCGCUGACGCUGAGCGAGGGCGGGUCCCGCAGCGCGGCGCGCGCCCGCCGGCCCGCGCGCCCGCCGCCGCACCUGCACGCCGCGCUCGUCGCGCGCCCCGCCUCCGCGCGGCCCCGCGCCGCGCUGCUCGCGCUCGUGUUGCCCGCACACUACAAGAUAUUACAGCGAAAGAAAUGCACGAGUGAACAAGAAAUCAUGGAUCUAAAGGCGUCACUAUGGGCAGUUGGUAACACAGCAGUAACCGCGCAAGGCCUACAGCAACUUAUGAGUCUCUCCAGUGGCUACCUCGAAGAUUCUGUGUUGAUUCACAUUCUACGCCUCGCGAAAUACAGUUCUGCGUACUCUGUACGGGCAACAGCAUUCUAUGUACUAGGUCUUAUAGGUAGCACCUAUGAUGGCGCGAAUUUGCUCUCAGAAUUAGGUUGGCUUUGCGUGAGACAUACAAGGCACGAUCAAUUCCCUCUUAUACCAGACGAAACUUACCAAAGCAAAAAUGGCAACACCGGUGGCAGUGAAUAUUUCGUAACUUCACCCGAGCGCCGGUACAAUUACGACAAUGAAAUAAGUGAACAUUCCGACCACACAGAUCAAAGUAUCGCAGAGAGCUCAAAUUCAGAUUUUACCAAACAUUUGUGCAAAGUUGGAUCGUUAUUGGCGGAACAGCCAGAGUUAAGCGACCAGGAUGUCGUAGAUUAUAAAAUUAACUUUACAAUUGAUGGGCGGAGAGAACCGGAUAAGCGUAAGUCUCACACGCUUCCAACGCAGGGUUGUUCCAGUGUUCUCGACCGACCAAUGCUCUCUGAAUCGAAAACGAUAGAUAUAUUGAGAGAUUGUCCCAAUUACGAACGUCAAGGUGUUCACCGCACAGAAAAUAAACUCAUGAUAGGAAGAAUGAACUCAUUAGAACACCAUGAAGGUAGAGUUAGAAAUACGAGUGAGUCCAGUACUAGCGGGGUGAGCAGUUGUGAUUCAUUUUUUGUGAAACACGCUAUUCCCGACAGAGUGUUAACUCUCAGCCCGAUUCCGAGCUCUUCAAGUCUUUAUGGUAUGAAGAGUAACAGUACUUCACAACGUCCCAAAAUAACUGAACUACAACGACGCACUUCCGCUUCCAGUUUCACCGGCCCUGAUGUAGCGAGUUCACCACCAAGCCAAUUGGAUAUUACAGGAUAUGCAACAUUGAAGUCAUUAAAUCGCCAUAGACGACCUCAUUUGUCGGAAAGUGCUGCGACAGGUUCUAGUGACCUUGACGAUCUAAGUUGGUUACUCAGUGAUAGUAAUCGGCGAUCGAAACCUUUUUCGUCAUUACGUGAUCGAGCUAAGUCUACUAGGGAGCGCAUGAACAAGUUAAGCCUGUUGGACUACGACUGGCGACCGCUGCGGCCGGGAGAGGCGGCCGAGCCGGACGUGACGGAGGCGGGGCAGGGGGGCGCGGCGGGGGCGGGGGCGGCGGCGGGGGGCGGCCGCGCGCCCCGCGCCCCGCGCCGCCUGCCGCCGCCCGCGCCCGCCUACCUCGGCAUCUGUCUGCCCAGGGACCUCAUGGACCUAUUCCCCAGAGAUGACGAGAUCAAAGAAAGUGAAGAAUCUGAGUGUAAAAGCACGAGGAGGAAUAGAGUGCCGUCAUUCCUAGUUGAAUCUAGUAAUGCCAGUACCGAAAAUAAAUCUCGAGCGACACCCGAUAGUCAAAAGUUAGCUUCUUACAAAGAUACAGCAAUGAUGAGUUUCACCGGUAGUCGUAGUGCUGUAACUCACGCACCCACAGUUGUUAACAACACUACUAGUGCGUUAACAAUUACUGCUGAUAAAUGUACCAAAGAUAAAAUCGGUCCAAGUACGACAGUAAAUGUUGUAGACACAGCCAACAUAUGUAACAUUAACGCAGCUGAGUGCACAGGAAAAACAAGUAUAGAUUCGGCAGCUAUUAAUAUACUGGAAACUGAAAAAAGAAUAGAAGGCGAUGGUAGCAUAGCAGGCAAAUGUCAAGGAACAAGCGAAGAUGCGAGUAUCGGUACGGGGCGAAUUAACCGAUGGCGGCAUUCCACAUCAGACUGCUUAGUAUGUGUAAGAACGAGACCACCGUCUUCACACGAGUUACGCGAAGCUUUUUUUGCUGGUAUGGAUAGCAGCAUUGAAAUUCGUAGCCCACCCAGCAGUCCGGUGAGCGAGCAGAGUCCAUAUGCAGAUGUCUUACAUCACGUCCACUUUAUGUCUAAUCCUAUACAUUUAAGACAGGCACGGUCAGCUCUGGUGUCGCUGAAGCAGAGACAUCCGGAGGUAUUCCGCAGCGCAUGUGUCUAUUCGGAUGUGAGCGCACUGCUCUCGGCCGACACAUACAUGCUCUGCGCUCGACGUUUCCUGCAAGAGCUCUUUCUUGACACCACCUUCGAAUGUUUCGCCACUGUGCCCGAACAACUGUUGCAACGCCACCAGAUCGAGUCCUAAUAUCUACCAUGUGGUCGCAUAUUCGACCUCUAUGUAUAAAUAAGGACAGGUAACAUAUGCGGCGGCAUAUAUCUGUGAUCUUGGUACCGUAGUCAUAGGACGCGAGACACAUGGUCCUACAUGAGACGUGUCGCGUACGACGACGUGUCCCAUACACUUUUAAUGGCGUCCAUUAAUCAUUUUCGCCUAAACGUUAAUAUUUAUAAUUUAACAGGAGUUUUAGAAUUUGUAUAUUUUUAUUAUAUAAGAUGUAAAACUUGUUUCAUUGGCAUUUUAAUAGUUUUCUUUGAGCGAUCGCAAAACAUUGAACAGUGUGUAUGUAACUUUGAGAAAAUAUAGGUUAAUUAUGCAGCGAAUUGUGUAUAUGUGCCUAAUUUUUCUAUUGAUAGAAACAGCCUAUUUAUAAUACAAUUCUAAAACUGUUCAUGGUACUAAAAUUGAAAUGUGUUCCAAUUUUUGCUCCAAUGUUUUAAUAAAUACGUAACCUGCAGUGGAGUGGCUACUACUUACAUUUUUUUAUAAUAUAUUGUAUAUAUACAAGUGUAUUUUUUUUGUUUUGAUAAGUAACAAUUAGCAUGGACUAAAAGGAAAAACAAAGAACACCAGAAUUGUGGCAAAGAUUUUUACAAAAGUCCGUGAUAUCGUUGUGUUGCAUUAUACUUGUGUAUAUUAUAUCAUGUGGCCUCUUUUGUAUUGUGUCACUGUCAGUCGGAGGUGACCUAGCUAGGUCUAGAGAUAUAUGUAUAAUAUUGAAUAUUACACAUUUGAAAUUUAUAAUGUACGUCAUAUCUACAUACAUUAUAUACAAAGUUCUAAUUGAUCUGUUUGUUGAUAAUAAUAAUUUUGAUGGUAUGACUUCCUACUAGUGUUUAAUCUUCUCAGCUUUUAAUAUAAUUUAUGAAAUUCGUUUAGUGUGUAAAAAAAGUGUAUUGUUAAUUAUUGAAAAUAAUUGUAUUAUAAACGAAUUUUCACAUGAAUUUGAAUAACAUUAAGCUCUUUAGAUAUUGCUAUUAGCUUAGUUGAUAAUUUAUAUUAUUUUAUAAGAUAAGUUAUGUAAGUUCUCAAAUAACAUUUUAUCGAAUGAAUCUUGUCCAUUUAACAAUUUGUGUGAUUUUUAGGAUUUCUAAUAUUGUUCCUUCCUAACAAACUGAUUAGUUGUUUUUUAUUUGUUACUAUCAAAUCGCGCAUUUACUUAUAAUUGUAGUUGAUUCGAAAUAAAUAUGAUUCAUAAUAUUUACCCACGACGACAAUAGCUAGCGUAUAUUGUAACUGACUGAGUAUUGCACCAUUCCCUCGUGCCCCUAUAGUUAAUUUAAGUGAUGUGUCCUAGUGAUGUAUCCCACCUAUCGCAAUCGCAAAAUGUUUCCAAAUAUAGUUUUGGGUAAAUGCAUGCUACAUAGAUUUAAUACACGAUUGUGUUCAAUUUAUUAUACAUAUUCGCAUUUAAUUUUAUCUUGCUCCUUAGGUCAUUGUUAUAUAAACUCAAACGGAUUUAAAAAUGUUAUUAUUUUAUGAUAUUAAUAAGCACUAGGUAAAUCCUCAUACAUUGUAUAAAUAUGCAAGACUAAAAUAUAAGUUAAAUUAAUUUUCGUUUGACUAUUUUAAUGUACUUUCUGUCAUAUACACCAGUAUUUCUCGGAACUUAAUGACAUUCAAUUUUAUAUACAUAGGUAAUAUAUUCUCGAUAUCUGCUUUAAAAUAUAUCCUUUAUUGAUUUUUA